UAGAACAGUUCAGGUUGUGGCAGCAGUGCCCGGAGUGCGCCUAACCGCGGAAUUGUUGCCAUAUUCUGGAGAAUCGGUCCGUUUUCUCGGAGAAAAAUAAUAAUAAUAAUAAUAAAUAUAAAAAUACUUGGAACGGAUCUCACGUCCAUUGAUACAUCUUCAGCACCCAACUAAAAAAUAAUCUGAUAAUCCCCAGACUCCCAAACUGGAACAGACCGGGACCGUUGGGACUUCUAGGACAUUUUCUGAUUACUACUGCGCAAAAAAAGUACAGAAGAAUCGUAUUAUACAUACUUGUAUUGUGGAGCAAACGGAUCGGAUGCAUUAAACGCCCCGUUAUCCAGGGCACUAUACACUUCUGUUUCGAGGGGGUUGAGCAGCCGCACUGGAUUCAACGCUUGGGAUGCGGGAUCCCUGAACUUAUCUGCUUCUUAUGCGCCUCGUCGAGCGGACUUUUCAUCUGCAGAAUCAGUGAGAGUCGAUGCGCAUUUUAUAGUCGGGCUUUGGAUUUGAUCUAGAUUGCUGGCUGUAAACUCUCCUGCAGAAGUUGCACUGAAUACAGUUUUAUUAACAGUUGACUUUCUGUCGUAUAGUGAAGGGUGGACAGAGGUGGAUUGUGUUGAAGUUGCAUGAAUCACCGGAUCGCUCUUUGCAGAUCGCGAUAUAUCAGAUCGGAUAUUUGGCGCAAGGCGUGAAGAGCGAUGGCGAUGCUGGCGACUUUUUGGAUAGUCCUGCUGGUCGCGUUAAACGCUCCAGCAGGGAACGGGCAGUCGGUGCAGACGGACCCCAGUAAGUCAGGAUUUGUGGGAGAUACGGUCGAGCUGCGAUGUGUAUUCAUCAACGGUAAGCCACCAGUGAAGAUCUCUCAGGUCACCUGGCAAAAGGUGAUAAACGGCACAAAACAAAACGUCGCCACCGCAAACCCAGACUUGGGAGUAUCAGUGUUGCCCCCUUUCAAAGACCGUGUGAGCUUCAAGCACCUGCGCCAGAGGUCCACUUCUACUCUAGAGGAUACCACUAUUGUGGUCAGCAACCUACGGCUCUCUGAUGAGGCAGCCUACAUCUGCGAGUACACCACCUUCCCAGCAGGCAACAGGGAGAAUAUGGUCAACCUCACCGUUUUUGCACGGCCAGUGACCAAGAUGACCUUGACUUCACCCACCAUCGUGGCAAGGACGCCGAGACGCAAGAUGCCCGUGGCCACUUGCAUGUCGGCUAACGGCAAGCCUCCUAGCGUCAUCAAAUGGGACACCACUCUGAAGGGCGAAGCCACGUUUCAGGAAACGCGCAAUCCGAAUGGCACCGUGACCGUGCGCAGUAACUAUAUCGUAUUGCCCAGCCGCGAGACCCAUCGUCAGAAGUUGAGCUGCAUCGUCACCUACCGCGCAGAACGCUUUAUAGAAAGCGUCAUACUCAACGUUCAGUAUGAGCCAGAGGUAAAAAUCGAGGGAUUCGACGGAAACUGGUAUCUGAAUCGUCAAGAUGUAAAGCUGACGUGCAAUGCAGAUGCAAAUCCAGCUGUCACCGUCUACCAGUGGAAACUGUUGAAUGGAUCGCUCCCCAACAAUAUUGAAAUCAAGAACAACACCCUGUUCUUCAAAGGCCCGGUGACCUAUGAGUUCGGAGGGACGUAUGUCUGCGACGCCACCAAUAGCAUCGGCACACGCUCUGGACUGGUAGAGGUCAACGUGACGGAAUUCCCUAACUCCCUGCCUUUUGAUGGCCGUGAGAUCCCACUGGAGGAGCAUAGUUCCGGUGCUGUCAUCGGUGGUGCAGUUGGUGGAGUGGCAUUGCUGGUGGCUGCCAUCGCACUGCUCGUCUUCUUCCUGCGGCGGCGUCAGCGCACCUUUAAGGGCGACUACAGCACCAAAAAGCACGUGUUCGGGAAUGGAUACAGCAAGGCCAGCGGCAUGCCCGCUCAUCCUCCGAUGACCAAGAACCUGCAGUACCCUGACGACUCGGACGAUGAAAAGAAACCUGCACAAAUCAGCGGGCCCGGCGGUUUCGAGGGCGGCGAUCGGGAUUUCGAUGGCAACUCUGAGGAUCUGAAGAGACCCUAUUUCACCGUAGACGAAGGAGAAAGUCGUGAUUACGACGAACGGACUCUCGCCUUCCAGUACGACCCUGAGCCCGAGAUCGCCGAUGACAUGGUCUCCCAGACCGACGGCUCUGUUAUUUCAAAGAAAGAGUGGUAUGUGUAGAGUGGCAUGCAACGUCAAAAAAAAAGAAAAAAAAAGAUCAACAACCUUUUGUCCUCUCUUGCAUCCGACCACACCCAUCCACCUCCAUCACUAGAACCCUCCCUCAAUGUGUUUAUCCCUAUUUGCACAUCCCACCCCUGACCCAGUAACCUCCGCCCCCAUCAGAUUCCAUCGAAAUAAACAGCUGUAGAAAAAUAGCUUGCAGCAUCAACACGUCAACAUCAUUACACAUCCACGCGCUUUUUAGAUGAACCUGCUACAACAGCGAGAGGUUUUCUCACAGACUGAUGCCAACCAACAUCCAGUAAGCCUGGACAGGCAGGUUGCUUGAAAAUAUUACAGUGUAUUAUCCUUUUUGUCUCAUUUUGUUGUUAUUAUAAAUGUAUUAAAUGUAUAAAAGAGACUGUAACCGUUUUGGAAAGGGGUACAUUGCUGAUCAUGUUGUGAAAGUCUUACACUGGAUGUAUGAUUAUUUUUUUUUUUAUUGUUUGUUUGUAUUGUUUUUAUCUCAUUAGCAUAUCACCAUUACUUUUACAUGCAUCAUAUGUUUUGUUUGUUUUUAUAUAGUCUUCUUUUUAAAUGGAGUGUUGGUUACCAGAAAAUGUGGAACAAAACAGUACAAUAAUUAUUCCCACCCACCGUGUCAUUACGAGGUCGAAGGUUGCAUUAGCACUAUUGUGUUUAAUGGAAACAUCAUAAUCCUGUGGUUCUUGUUACAAACACCGCUCCCAACUCCCUGAAUGGAGAUCCAGGGGUCCGAGAAUGUGGCAUGGCCUGGAAGUGUACAAUCCAAUGAAACAAAAAAAGCAUGUGGGUUCUGACUGCUCUCCAAAAACAGUAUUUAUUUUAAGACCCUGCUCUGCUGAGAGCUGAAGAACACAUCUGCAGUGUUAGUCAUAUGCACACUGCAGACAAGCAUGCAGAACGGGGCCUAGACAGAUAUACCGUGCCCACCUACCAUUCUCCAUGCCAGUCUUAGUAAUUCUCCAUCCACAGAUCCACCUAGGAUGUGCCAUCAUGUUAUCAUAGCGAUGCUUUCUAAAAUCCAUUUCCUCUGAAACUCUUAAGACGCAAAAGGAUAAUCCUGUAUAAUGUGGUGUUGUUAUAAAGACAGGGUGUUUGUUAUUUAGAACUGGUGAUGUGGAGUGGUCAAAAUGUUUUCAAGAUCUUGUAAAUAUGAGCAGGUUCAAUGGUAAUGUUUAGUUCCACAGGAGAUUACGACACGGGCGUGUAGCGCUUGUGUCAACCACCAUAUAGAGCCUUUUGAUGGAAGUAGUUUUUCCAAAAGUAGGUAAAAGCACAGAAAUUAAAUUACGGAAAAGUUUUGAGCCAAAGCUAAAUCAGAGGUAAAUAUGGCAGCAACUAGGCAUCACAGACAGGCUUGUUAUGUACUGCUAGGUCUCUGAAACCACAGGAUCUGCGGCAAAGCCUGGAUUCCUUUCCAAAUCCUUCCUGAUCCUCUAUAAGGAGCAGAUCUGUUGGCUACAAAUUAGUAUAUAUUUAAAUAAAUAAAACAGACAUUCAUCAAAGUCCUGACAUAGCUGUUCAACCACAAAAUGUACAAUAUUUCAAGGCCUUUUUCAAUGCAUUUGUGUCUUUUUAAAUUGCUUUUUGUUUGGUUCAGCCUUUAUCACCCUUUUUACAUCAGGGUUUGGUGUUUUUGCAAAUGGGUGGGCAGUUUUCCACUAAAUUAUUUUACUUCCAGAGACAAAUAACCUCCCUAACUGUAUCCAUAUCUAUUUCUAGACUCAAAAAAUGCUUUAGUAGAAUUUAUCAUGGCUUGUCCAUGAAAUAUUUAAUUCCCGUGCCUGCCUUAAACAAGGCUCUUUACAAGUCGAGAGAUUAGGAUGCUGAACUGCUGUAAUCACACAGACAAUCUUGGCGGACUUGAAAAUAUAGAAAACAUGAGCAGGCCCUCAUGGAAUCUGGGGGAAUUCUUUUUUUUUUUUUUUUUUUUUUUUUUAAAUUAUAAAAUGCAUUUAUGCUAGUAAAUUAAGCCAUUAUUAAAAUAACCCAAAUAAUAAGCAAACUGGAACUUGCAGCCGCAGAUUCCUUGUGGUCUGUCCCAUGAGGAAAGUCAUAGUAUGCCUACACCUAAGAUAAAAAUGAAUAAAAAUCUUGAUGGCAGACCUUAUGCACAUCUUGAUUUGACCUAAAACGGACCACAUAAGGAAUAAAUGUACAUUUGUCGCGUAGCAAACCUUGUAUUUUAGCUUAGUCAAGUCAGUGUGCAAAGUUAUACAAAUCGCAGUGCCUAUGACGUGUGAGAUUUAAGUUUUUUAUUUUGUUUUUGUUUUUUGUUUUGAUCUGAAUCAUGUACAUAUUAUUUCUGAGUUAUUGUAUGCCAUUAGUGUACAUUUGUUUGUUUGUUUUUUUUAGUUUUUUUUUUUACAGUAUUUGCAUGAUAAACAAAUUAAUCUACACAAGUCAGUGUGAUGGAAAGCGUAUCAUCUGGACUUCAAGUAUUAAUAAAGCUGUAUUUUUAUCAAGUUUUUUAAACCCUCAUGAAUACAAAUAUUAUCUCUCUGCUAUAUAUGAUGACAAGAUACAAAAGCAACCCAUCGCUGGUCUGUCAGCACUUUGUUAACCAACUCGCAACUGGAAACCUGCUACACAAUCAUGGCUAUGAUUAAAGAGACUGACACCACUUUAGCUAAAGCACAAGUUUUGUUCCAGAAGUUUAAUUAGUUGUUAAUGUUAUAUGUAAUUGUGUAUUGAUUUCAUUUCUCUUUCUCUUUAAUUCUUUUCAUUGACCCCUUGUGUUCCCAGGGUUUUGUUAAUUAAGUGUUUUUUUCUAUUUUUUGUUUUUACGUUUUCUCAAGCUAAGCACAAGUUACCCAUUUACCAAAUGGGUAUUAUGGCUUUAAAUGUCAAAUAAGAGAAUUCAAGUGACUAUAAUUAAUUUGCAUGACCCAUACCAGCUUCUUUUUUUGUUUUAAUACAGCAGUCUGUCUGCUGGGUCGGUUGAUGUUGACGCUUCUAGCAACAUUAAAUAGCCUGCAUAAGCGCAUGAGCAUACUAAGUAAAUAAUAUUUUGUCUUUUUUUUUAUUAUUAUUAUUUUCUUUUCUUUUUUUUCUUUUUUUUUGAAUAUUGCUCUAAGGAAUUUUUUUUUUCUUUUGUAUUAUUUCUUUUAUAUAUCCUCGGUUUUAGGUAGUUAUCAAGGAUUCAUUCCUGUCUCAUGUCUUUCUAACUGCCCACUUCAAAGCCUGACAUUCCACUGUAAAUAAUGUAUGUACCUUGGAAACUAGAGUUGAGUUUACUAUAUGUUAGGGGGACAGAAACAGAGGAGUUCAAGUCUGGACGUUAAAUAAAAAGCUGAACUAGAAAACAAAUUAGACAGCUCAGAUGACUGGAGAUGUAUAGCUCAUUGCCAUAAAUCUACUUCGACAUGGACUUGGGUAGAUAGGUUUUGAUAUGUUAAUGGAUUCUGUAUAGAGAUGUGGGAUUGAUGCAUUACAGUGAUUUUGUACAUAACUGCAACAAAACAAACAAACAAAACAAAAAAAAAAACAAAAAAAAAACAUAAAGAAAGAUCUUGUCUUCAUGCAGCCGUGUGAAUGUAUGUCUGCUGAGGUCGGUAAUGAUAUGAAAAAUAUACAGUAUAUAUUGUUCACAUGUGUUGACCCAGUGAAGUAAACUGUAUUUGCUUUAAAACAUUAAAUGAUUUAAAUGUUCAAA
Carassius gibelio (silver crucian carp) is the source of this 5880-nucleotide messenger RNA. RefSeq names its product nectin cell adhesion molecule 1b (gene nectin1b). NCBI's taxonomy places the organism in Eukaryota, Metazoa, Chordata, Actinopteri, Cypriniformes, Cyprinidae. The record is from RefSeq and is a predicted model, not a curated record. Bases 702 to 2201 code for a protein of 499 amino acids. The transcript is spliced from 6 exons. Gene Ontology annotation, biological process: protein localization to cell junction; homophilic cell-cell adhesion; heterophilic cell-cell adhesion. Gene Ontology annotation, cellular component: adherens junction.